This is a messenger RNA of Hordeum vulgare subsp. vulgare (domesticated barley), 1272 nucleotides long. RefSeq names its product protein MICROTUBULE BINDING PROTEIN 2C-like. Lineage: Eukaryota; Viridiplantae; Streptophyta; Magnoliopsida; Poales; Poaceae. Gene Ontology annotation, biological process: plasmodesmata-mediated intercellular transport. The transcript has 5 exons. The record is from RefSeq and is a predicted model, not a curated record. Gene Ontology annotation, molecular function: microtubule binding. Bases 125 to 904 code for a protein of 259 amino acids.
CGCAGGCACGAGUGCAGUGGUAGCAGCGCACUCCGUCAUAGAACCGGUCCACCACGCCCGCAGUCCACUCCCAGCGCCGCCCGUCCCUCCGCCGCCGCCGCCGCCGCCGCCGGAGAAGACCAAGAUGGCCGAGAAGACGGCGGGCCCGGCCUCCAGGUCCAGGAUCCGGGGCGGGCUCGCCCCCUCCGCGCCCUCCUCCAGGAGGGUGGUGUCGAUGGCGUACACGGCGGCUCCGCAUCAGGCCAAGAAGGUUCCUGAGCCAAAGGUUGUCAAGCCAACCAGAACCACGCCCGCCAAGAGGCGGCAGCAGCCGGAUCAGGGGCAGAAGCAGAGGGAAGAGCGCGCUGCUCUGCAGGAGCAGCUCAGUGGCCUGCAAGACAAGCUGCUUGAGAAGGACGAAGCUCUGCGGUCCGCGGAGAACUUGAUUGGCAGGGUCAGUGCCGCGAACGAAGCGGUCGACGAAUUGAGAAGCCAGCUUAAUGACAAGGAAUCGCUGGUCGAAUCUACUGGCUCCGAGUUGCAUUGCGCAAAGAUCAUGUUGGCAGAGAAGCAAGCAGCAUUGGAGAAGUUGGAAUGGGAGGCAAAGAUGUCAAGUACAAAAGUCGAGGAACUUAAAGUGGAUGUAGCCUCUAUGGAUGUUGAAAUCUCUGCUCUGAUGAAGGUAUUCAGGAAAAUAACAGAGAACAACCGAGCCUCUCAUCCCACGGACAGACCUGACGAUUCAUCGUUGGAAUGCGAACCAAUUCAGCUCGAUGAUACGGUAGGUGAUAUCGACACGGAGAAGAUGGAGCAGGAAAUGUCAGCCUACGUCACGGCUCUAGCAGCCGCUAAAGACAAUCCUACGGAGGAGUUCCUGAAGGCGGUAACGGAGGCAAGACUGAGACUCCAAGCUUUUGUACUCUAACUUGGCUUGGAGACAUUGACAAUGCUCUGUGCCUAGAGCAGCUCUCGUGAGGCUCAGCGGUCACCGUGCUUCGCCUAUGAUAUGAUGUGCACGCGAAUUGGCAGUUGUCGUCACUAGGUCUUGUAUCGCAGAGGAUCCGUGUUUGUAUCCUCUCAUUUUGGAUCUGAGCCGAUGAUGCCUCUGAUCUCGUUGUUGUAAUGUUAUCCACUAUGUUCAGUAUAUGACUGGGUGGCGUCUUAGUAGAGAUGUCAACUUGUAUAACUGUAGUGAACAUCUAAUGGUUCGACCUGUUUGGACGACCUAGAGAUUAUUGUUCUCAAUGGUCUGAACAUUUGCGACCCGAUCAGGCUAUUGUUUGGUUUCAUGCA